AUUGGCUGACAAGCUGAGUGAGUUUCCGAACGCAAUGGUUGACGCACGCAUGAAAGUUCGACUGCUUUAGUUUCGAAAGUUUGUGUUAAAAUCUUAAUAAAUUCAGUGUAAAAACAACGAAAAAGGAACGACUUUAAUAAAUAACAUAACUAACGUUUACUCUUUAUUGGAAUGUAAUGUGAAUAUUAAUACAAGUUAAUUAAAACGAAGUGAAGCUAAGUGAUCAAGUUUAACUUUUUGUGUCAACAAGUUUAUAUCCUUUACUUGAAAGUUUUUGAAACAAGGCCGUGAUUCAAAGAUUUUCUUCUCAUCCCGUGCGAAGAUCAACCAAGGGAAACUGUUAUGACGGUACUCAAAGCUGCUAACAAUGGAAGUAUCAGAGAGACAAUCCCACAACUUGAAUAGCUAGAAAACAUAAUAAAAACAAACCAAUUACCGCGCACAGCUAUGUGAAAAAAUAUAAUGUGACAUAACGCCAUCUAGCGGUUUGAUUGCGAACUAGGUUGGACUGUGAAAGUGUUUGAAAUCAAGAUGAAGUUGAAUUUGUUUAAACGGUCGAUGAUUUUUGCGACUUUUUUUGGUUCGUGUUUGUGUAUAGCGUUGAUAGUGGCGUCUUUGGGGACUACGCAUUGGAUCGAUGCGCGUGCGCGGAGAACGUCGAACCCUUUGGAGUCGGAAGGCAGGAUCAGUUUUGGCCUCUUUGAAGGUCGGAAGGAGCUGAACUUCGGAUAUGGGUGGAGGAACCAUGAUUUUAGUAUAAAAGCGGGCACACACCCAGCUCGUCGAUGGGCAUGGUGCGGCACAGCGGCUCUUCUGGGCGCAGCAGUGGUGUCGGCGGGCGGCGCUUGCGUGCUGGCAGCGCUUGGAUCCGCAGCGAGAGCGCGGUGCUCGCCUAGACCGCUGCUUAUUAGUAACUCCUUAGCAGUGCUAUUCAGCCUCGGAGCGAUAGCAGUUUGGCUGACGGAGUACUUCCUGAGACUGCAGCACAACGUCAUGUCGGACGAGGAUCUAGCCAACACCUGGUCUUCUGACGACACUGCUGACCUUGGACUCUCCUUCUGGUUGGUGGUAUCAGCAAGCAUAGCAGCAUUCAUCAACGAUGUUUGCAUUCUCAUAGCAAUGGCGGACGGACGGGACAUCGAUACCAUCGCGCCGGCACUAGAGGAGAAAGUCAACGGAGCUAUCAUGUUGUAUUAGUCAUUUUCAACCUUAAGGCAAGGUCAUAAGGUUUGGUUUUCCUUGUCACCUACAUAUUGAAAGCCAAUCCAGAAAAAUAUUGAUCCAAAAUAAGAAAUAGUUAUCAACCUCAAAACAACAGCGUUAAGGUCUGGUUUUGUUCGUCAUUUACAUACACCAAUCUUGAUAGUUCUUGAUCCAAUAUAAUAUAUUGGUAAUCAACCUUAAGACGACUGUGUUAAGGUCUGGUUUUGCUUGUCAUUAACAUAUUGGAACUCGUUCAUCAACGAUGUUUGCAUUCUCAUAGCAAUGGCGGUCGGUCGAGACAUCGACACUAUCGCGCCGGCACUAGAGGAGAAAGUCAACGGGGCUAUCAUGUUGUAUUAGUCAUUUUCAACCUUAAUACAAGGUGAUAAGGUCCGGUUUUGCUUGUCAUUUACAUACACCAAUCUUGAAGGCUUUUGAUCCUAAUAACACAUUGGUAAUCAACCUUAAGACGACAUGUUAAAGUCUGAUUUUGAUCCAAAAUAAGAAAUGGACAUUUGGUAAGGCUGCCCGCCUACGUCCGAUAAAUCGGUGACCGAUUUUUUUUGUAGGAUAAAAUAGAAACACAAUGAUAAGAUAUCUAAAGGCUCUUAAACACAGGGCCGCCGGGCAAGCCGCCGCCCAAGCACCUGGCGGCAUAUAAAGCCGUCGGCUUUGCCGUACAAAGAAGCCGCCGGCCCGACCAACCACCCAAAACAACGAUUUUGUGCCACUUGUAUUGCCGGCGGCAUAGCCGCUGGGCAUGUGUUUAGUAGCCUUAACACUUUUCUACACAUAUUUGGGUAAUAAUACAUGAUUCAGAAUUGUUGUAUGUAAAAGGCAAACUGUUCUAUCGCACAAAGCUUACCCGUGUUACAUAAAUCCAUUGUUUCACAACAGCAGACUUUUCUAAAGUUUGGGCUAAAUACCUAAGUUGGCCAAAAUAGGAACUAAAAUUUGAUAGAACUGUAAAUAAAUGCACUGACGGACGUAGGAAAAUCAAUUUAUUGCCCAUAAGAAAAAUAAAAUGGAAUGUGUUUAUAAAUUCGACAUAAUAUAACAACUUGACAAGUAAGUAGCGAUAAAAGCCGGUUUAAAUGGUAGUAAUUAUAAAAAAAUGCUCAGACUUUCAUUCCACUAGUUAUAAUUUCCCCUUAACUUCCCCAAACUGUAUUAUUUUAUUCCCCAAAUAAUUUAUAAGUUGUAAGAAGGCUGAAUGUUAGGUUAAGUUCUAAACGUAACUUAAGUUGUGAUUAACUCCGUCCAUUUUUUAUUAUGUUUAAGUAAUUAUUAUUGUAAAUGUGUUAUUAUAAAAUGUGUAAACGUGAUUAACCUUAUACGUAUUUAACUUUUCACCUAAAAUUAAACAUGCAAUAAAACCGUAUGCGACAAUUUCUGCUCCUCAAACUUGCUAGGUAUUGUAUAAUAAAGUGAAAAUUCUUUUCUUCUUGUGAUUGCUAAGAACUUUAGACUCAUAAAGCAUCUUCAUAUGUUAAGUAUGUUGCUAACUUUGAAAAUAAUGGGUGAAAAUAUUUUGUUAAGUAUUCAAUAAUUGCCUCAUAAGAACAAAUUCAUAUAAUUUACUCAUGGAGGAACAAAAUGUAUAUCUAUGUUUUGAAAUAAGUUCUUCCUUUUUUAAAAGAUCUGCAAGCGACACUGUUACGUCAUGAUAUUCUGUUCCUACCAUUGAUAUCCAAAACCCAAGAUGCACACUCAACGUCUCAAAAACGUCCUCACCAAAUGAGCGCAACAUUCAAAAUUGUGCGCUCAUUUUCUUUGCCCUAGCCGACCACUUCGGUCGUAAAAUUUUAUUGCUUUAACUACAGCGCGUUGUAAUAACGACUUUAAACAAUUCGCGUAAAGUUGAACUUGCAAUAACGUUUGCUUGUACCUUAUAGAAGGAGAUAGAAUUAGUGUUCGGGGACACUUUCGAGCGUUACUUUUAUUCGAGACUGUGCAUCUUGGGUUUUUGUAUAUCAAUGGUUGCUACCUACAAAAUGGUUUCUGCGAUGUACUGAGCCGCCAUGUAGUUGAAGGACGAACUAAUAUACAUCAGUACACAGCUAAAGCUGAGGUGCACCAUUAAACAACGAUAACCAGCCGAAUACUUGCCGCCCGUUUGCGAAAUCGGCAAUUUGACAACUGAAAAUAGUUCGCUUAUAGUUAGUUAUUAUGGUGUACCUCACCGUAAGUAUACUUACAGUAAUAUUCUCAAAAAAUUUAGUAACAUAGUAUACUCUUACUUUUAACAUUAUUUCCGUCCAAAGGUUAAGAUAAAUAUUUACUCAGCACAUAAUUUUGUUUAUUAGUUGUGCCAUUAGGUUAAAUAAAACACACCUCUUAUGUAUUAAUUUUAUACAAUGUAAUAAUCUUAUUU
This is a messenger RNA of Helicoverpa armigera (cotton bollworm), 3577 nucleotides long. RefSeq lists its product as uncharacterized. Bases 532 to 1197 code for a protein of 221 amino acids. The transcript is spliced from 5 exons. The record is from RefSeq and is a predicted model, not a curated record. Lineage: Eukaryota; Metazoa; Arthropoda; Insecta; Lepidoptera; Noctuidae.